GGUCCAUGAGCUCGAGCUGCUUCUACGACGGCAACCGCGUGGAGUACACACGGCUGAAAAAGCCUGUCAAGCGUAAGGCAACGGUCACCGUCGUUCCCGCCGGCGCUGCGCCGCCGUCGCACGUGCGGCGGCGGCGAAAGCAGGACCGAAACGUACUCCACCUCUCGAUUGAGCGCGAUGGCGGCAAGAAGCGGGAGCGGUGGACGCGCGUGUCUCGGCUGCUGAAGCGUCAGGUCAAGGUGCUCGAGGGGUCGGGCCUCAAGCCCGGCGUGGGCAACUACAGCGAGGACGAGGAUGCGGCGAUCAAGCGGCGGAAGACGGGAGGCGAGGCGUACAGCAGCAUCGCACGCUCGCUGGGGCGCAGCGAGCAAGCAGUCACAAACCGAGGCCAGCGGCUGAUGAAUCCAAAGCUCGCGCCGAUGGGCCAAGGAAGGGCUGGCGUGCCGCAGGACCGGAGCAUCAACUGGGUGGACGAAGUCACCAGCGCGAUGCAGCGGCUGCCCAACCAGCAGGGCACCGCUCACGAUGUGAUUGCCGUGCUGAAGGAGAUGGGCCACGUGUUGGACGAGAGCCUUCAUCCGGGCACAAGUAAAACCAGGGGCUUCUCGCUUGUCGGCGACGUCCUGUCCAGAUCAAGGACCCCGCAGUUUGCAGCACUCCCGCGCCCCGCUCGCUUGGGCCAGUCCGGCACGGUGGUCCAGGUCACGCAUGGCAGAAAAGGUCACAAGGCGUCGGUGCAGUUCCAGGACGGCGCAGUCGAGGCGUUCAGCGUCGGCAGCCUCGCACUGGCCGCCUCGCCUGCUGCGCGCCGGAUCGCAGCUGGCGCCUCCGUGACAGUCACGAAGGAGGAGGGAGGAGUUGUGAAGGUGGAGGCGGGCCCGCGCAACAGGCCCUGCACCGUCUACAAGUACAGGCCGGAGCUGACCCCGGUCAAGGCCGUCAAGUCGCCGACGAAGCGCAAGAGGCUCAACGCCAAGGAGAGGAAGAAGGGCUACGACGGCGUAGCGCAGAAGAACGGAUAAGGAGAACGGUCAACAUAUACUUUGUUCAUAUCUGAUAUCAACGGGAAAAGAAUUUUAGCGCAGCGGCCUCCCUUGGGUUGUCUGUUUUCUUUCUACGUCCUCCCAUCCCUCCUUUGGGUUGUACGUUUUCUUUCUUUCUUUUCUUUUCUUUCUUUUUAGCGGUC
Emiliania huxleyi CCMP1516 is the source of this 1186-nucleotide messenger RNA. RefSeq lists its product as hypothetical. The coding region runs from base 399 to 1022 and encodes 207 amino acids. The record is from RefSeq and is a predicted model, not a curated record. The transcript has a single exon. NCBI's taxonomy places the organism in Eukaryota, Haptophyta, Isochrysidales, Noelaerhabdaceae.